Messenger RNA from Callithrix jacchus (white-tufted-ear marmoset), 6446 nucleotides. RefSeq names its product spermatogenesis and centriole associated 1 like (gene SPATC1L). Lineage: Eukaryota; Metazoa; Chordata; Mammalia; Primates; Cebidae. The record is from RefSeq and is a predicted model, not a curated record. Gene Ontology annotation, molecular function: protein kinase A regulatory subunit binding. Gene Ontology annotation, cellular component: sperm head-tail coupling apparatus; centrosome. Gene Ontology annotation, biological process: spermatogenesis.
GACCGAGGACAGAUGCCUGCCCUAGUAGGACCCCAUGAGCCACAGCCCUGUGUGACAGCCUGAGGGGCCACGCCUUGGUCAGGGGUGUCUGCAGUGAGGUGCAGGCAGGAGCAGUGCAGUUGGGAACAACUGGUGUCUUAGACACGGGUGCUCGUGGUCCGAGGGGUGGACACACACUGCUGAACCCUUCUCAUGGGGGAGUGACGUCAGGUGGUCUCCGGCCCAGCCUUCAGGGCCUCCCAGUGCUCCUCAGGGUGUGGGGACCAUCGUGGGGCUGCCCCAGGCUGGUGUCCUCCCCCUACACUCACCAGCCCCUCCAUCCUCAAGUGUGGGUCCCAAGGUCAGGCCCUGAUGAACACCCGCACACCACAUGCUACCCUGAGUGCCAGGGCCUACGGGAAGCUACACUGGGUCCCUGUGUCGUGGGCAGGGCCUGUGGGAAGGGCGGCCCCACGUGCCACUCAAGGAAAGGCAGUGUCCCCACCUGGCCUGAGGACUCCACAUGGGGUGAAUGCCUGACCCGGGCUGGGCCUCCCUUUGCGGAGUGGCUCAGAUGCCCCCCCUGGAGUGUGGUCCCCACAUCCCAUACCUGCCUAAGGUCCUUGGCAUUCUCGGGCUCUGUCGUGGUGCAGGAGUGGCUGCCUGUGCACCCCACGGGCCUCCAGCUUCACUGCCUCAACGUGGCCACGAGCUGUCGCCAGGGCGGGCAGGGGUGCCUGGCACCUGGUCGCUAGGGCAGCGACAUCACAAGGUUCGGAAGGUGGCAGCGGCCACGGAACUCUGUGGCCUUGGGCUGUUUCUGUGGUGCCUGUGGGCUCUGGGCUUCCACCUCUGUGGGGCUGCAGGAGCUGUGAGGGACGACGAGGGACGUGCGCCCGCCAUGGCUGAGGGCGGUGAGCUGAUGAGCCAGCUCCUGAGUGAGAACGCAGACCUGAAGAAGCAGGUGCGCCUCCUGAAGGAGAACCAGAUGCUGCGGCGGCUGCUUAGCCAGAGCUGCCAGGACGGUGGUGGCCGAGACCUGCUCCCCCAGAGGGCGCCCGCCUACCCCGAAGCCAGCUCCCCUGGGAGCGGAGUUCCAGAUUUUGGAAGGUUCACCAGUGUCGCUGACACACCCUCCCAGUUGCAGAUGCCCUGCCUGGAGGACCUGCUGUGCUCACAUGCCCCCCUGCCCAGUGAAGACGACGCCUCCCCAGGCUGUGCAGCCCCUUCCCAGGCAUACUUCAAGGCCUUCUUCAGUCCCUCGGAGCUGCACAGCCACCGAGGCACUGACAGGAAGUUGUCCCCACUCCUGAGCCCCUUGCAAGACUCACUGGUGGACAAGAGCUUGCUGGAGCCCAGGGAGGUGGUCCGGACUAAGAAGGUGUGCUUCUCGGAGAGCAGCCUGCCCACCGCGGACAGGACCAGGAGGGGCUACUACCUCAAUGAGAUCCAGAGCUUCGCGGGCGCCGAGAAGGACGCGCGCGUGGUGGGCGAGAUCGCCUUCCAGCUGGACCGCCGCAUCCUGGCCUACGUGUUCCCGGGCGUGACGCGGCUGUACGGCUUCACCGUGGCCAACAUCCCCGAGAAGAUCAAGCAGACCUCCAUCAAGUCCCUGGACGGCUCCGUGGACGAGAAGCAGCUGCGCGAGCUGACGCAGCGCUACCUGGCCCUGAGCGCGCGCCUGGAGAAGCUGGGCUACAGCCGCGACGUGCACCCGGCCUUCAGCGAGUUCCUCAUCAACACCUACGGGAUCCUCAAGCAGCGGCCCGACCUGCGCGCCAACCCUCUGCACAGCAGCCCCGCCGCGCUGCGCAAGCUGGUCAUCGACGUGGUGCCCCCCAAGUUCCUGGGCGACUCGCUGCUGCUGCUCAACUGCCUGUGCGAGCUCUCCAAGGACGACAGCAAGCCGCUCUUCGCCUGGUGAGCCGCCCCCGCCGCCCCUGUCCGCAAGCCGCUCUUCGCCUGGUGAGCCGCCCCCGCCGCACCUGUUCGCUCCCGCCGGGCCGCGCCCCAGCGCGAACUCGCGGAGGGGAAGGGCUGCGCCCCCCACGCGCGAGGCCGGAGCGCGAGCCUCUCCCGCCGCAGCGGGGCCCCCGCCGCCCUUCAUUAAAGUCACCUGUUUGCUUGUCCGCCUUGACCUCUGGCUCCCGGAGGGCGUGAAGGGCGCCUGGGCCGUGGAGGAGCCCGAAAGAGCCGCCGCGGCAGCGCCCCCGCCCCAGCUCUCCUGUCCCUGGAGGGCGGCGAGGCCUGUCCCAGCGCGGGUUUCCCCGGAUGAAGCUGGGGCGAGGAUUUGGUUCUGGCGGAGGGUCACGCGCUCCUGCCGGCAACUUGGAAACGCAGCCCCUUGUUCAAAAGCGAAGAGAAUUAGAAAGGGCAACAGCAGAGCCUUACGGUGAAGCGGGGCCUGAGGACUGAGAAGGUGACAACACAGGCUGGGGAGCCCCGAGACCAUGCGGGUGCCGGGGGUGGGCGAGCGCCGGGGAGCCCGGAGACCAUGUGGGGUGCACCUGGCACCAUCCCAGAGCGGGAAGCAGGGAAGCUUACCCAUCAAUUCCCCUCCCCGGUCAUCUCCCUGCAGGAGGCCAGAACAUCGAGGGGACAGGGCCCUCUGAAUUGUCCGGGCCUUGGAGCUGAGGGGAUACCCGGUUCCACGCGUUUUGAGGGAGUCUUGGCUCAUGACGCAGAGGUCAGGGUGCUCAGCCUGGUCCUUGCACUGUCAGCAACAGGGCGGGGAAGGCAGGGCUGUCACACUCCAACAGUUCAGAGCUCUACACGACACAGGGACAGCUGGGGACCCAGCUCUGGCUGGUAGUUACAACACUCAGGUCCCGGGUGCAGGUGGGCUGGAUCCUGGGGUGGGGCCCAACCUUGUGCCCAGGAGAGGACAGGCCAACUGGCCUGGGAAGCUCUGGCUGGGUGUUGAUUUCUGGCCUUACCUUUGGGGGUUGCCUGUGGCCACACCCACACUGGGCUGGCACUGUGGCUGGGCCCGGAGCUCUGGGCCCCAGGACUAGGCUGCAGUCACAUGGUCUCAGCCAGGUGGUCCAUGUCCCCUCGGGGCCAGCGAGUGGAUGCUUCCAGCAAGCCUGGGUAGGAAGGGCUGUGAUGGAAUUUUUUUCGGUUGGGUGUGGUGGGACACAGACACAGUACCUGCCUCGAAAGAGAGUCUGUCACAAAGUACUGCAGACCCAGCAGCUUAAACCACAGAAACCUAGAGGGGGAGGGCACCUAUCGCUCCACGCAGGCCACUGGGGAGCGCCGAGAUGACAGGAUCCAGAAGGUGAGAGGGGAGAGCGUUGCCAGAGGCUGUACAGGGGCUGUAUGGGGUUUCCCUGGGAAGGAAGGCCAGGGAGGGUAGGCACGGAGGAGCAAGUUCAGGAUUGGACAGGUUAAUUUCCGUGGGCUCUGGGCUGUAGCGGCAUCUAGCUGACCACCGUCACGUCCCAGGGUGAUUGAGAGCAGGGGAACAUCGGUUUGGUCAGUGAGUCAGAUAAGGGGUGGUCGGGUUUACAGCUGCAGAUGGGUUGACUUGUGCAUUAAAGGGGAGCUCUGUUUGCUGCCUCUAUUAGCUGGUCCUGGGAGGGCAGUCUCCACCCAGCCAGUAAGGGGAGGGCAGUCUCCACCCAGCCAGUAAGGGAGGGCAGUCUCCACCCAGCCAGUAAGGGAGGGCAGUCUCCACCCAGCCAGUAAGGCGUCCGAGAGGUCAGAGUAUCAUAAACCGUAGGUAAUACAGGACAGUCCGGUGGGCAGGUGGCAUUCAGCCCCUGUGCUCUGGGUCUCUAGAAGAAUGGGGUUCUCAGCCUGUGGCCAUGGGUCCCCCAAACAGCCUUGGUGUUUUCCAGGCUCUCGGGCUUGGCUUGGAAUGGCCCCUGGGGUCUUUGGCUGGGGCGGUGCUAUGGCUCACCCUCAUCCAUAUAGUGGAGCCUAAGGUGUCCACUGUGCUGGGCCAGCCUGGGGAGGCCCAGUGGUCAGAGGCUGAACCCCACCUGGCAGUGCCACCCCCUAGGCUGCAGGUGCAUGUGGAACUUUCUGGAGGGCUCUCCUGCAGAGAGGGUGGAGCCCAUGCCUGCAUUUUUUCUUACUGUGCUAUUAAAAUGAGGAGAAAUGGGAACGGGGCGAGGAGGGUGGCCCUGGGGUGGCUGGUGUGGCUGUGUCUCCUGGGGUCUCACCUGCGCCCUGGGCACCCAUCCUUCUGUCUGUAGAUGGGAGGGCAGAGAGCUUCUGGGGACAACGCCCACCUGCUACGACGCAGGUGGGCACCGGCCCAGGUAGACUCUGGGAUUCUCUGAGUGGGACACCUCUCUCCUGCACACAGGGGCUGUAUUCAGUCAUUUACUUACUGCACAAUUCUGUCUCAUACUCCGGGCUAGAAAAGUGCUCUGGGUUCCCUGCGUGUGUGGCCUGCCUGGCCACUGGGGAGUGAUGGUGGAAACCCUGGUGUGGGCACGGCUGAGAUUCUUUCUCCUGUAAGUGGGGUCCCUUAGGGUCCCCUAUUCAGCAGCUAUUUACAGCACCUGCCAGCAUUUCUAAUGUCUCAGAGCUGCCCCCGAGAACCAGCGCUGGCCUCAUGACAGGCCCCGUUUCCUCUCGUGUUCUCAGCUGUAGCCAAGCCCUGGCACAGCCACUGGGUCAGAAUCGCAUGCAGCCCCCGUCGGGGCCUCCCGCCCGCAACCCUCUCCCCUGAGAGGCGGUUCGCUGGGCCUGAGGACAGGGCCAGGUCUUGCGUUGGCGCCGGGUCACAAGUGGAUGGUUCCGGUCACUCUGCUGUGGCGCGAGGAUGAAGGUGCCAGCCCAAUGUGGGCGACCCGUGUAGCUGGCAUGUUCCAAUGCCCUGCACCUCGGGACCCUGGAUACCUGCAGCUGCCGUCACAAAGUACCGCAGACCCAGCAGCUCAGACCACAGUUCUGGAGCCCAAACUACGGGAUCAGAGUGUCUCUGUCUGUCUGAGGCCUCCCUGCCUGUCCUCUCCUGGUCUUUUCUCUGUGCCUUUCCCUCUUCACCUCCCAUCCAUCGCCACAUUCAGUUCAGUCUGCAGUGCUGGGGGUCAGGGCUUCAGCAGAUGGUUUCUGGAGGGGAUACAGUGCAGCCCUCAGCAGACUCCAUCUUCCCCUCCCGGCCUCCACAGAGCCCUGACCCAUCCUCCCCUCCUGGCCUCCACAGAGCCCUGACCCCAUCCUCCCCUCCCGGCGUCCACAGAGCCCUGACCCCAUCCUCCCCUCCCGGCCUCCACAGAGCCCUGACCCAUCCUCCCCUCCCGGCCUCCACAGAGCCCUGACCCAUCCUCCCCUCCCAGCCUCCACAGAGCCCUGACCCCAUCUUCCCCUCCCGGCCUCCACAGAGCCCUGACCCAUCCUCCCCUCCCGGCAUCCAGACAUGGAUCCCUGACCCCAUCCUCCCCUCCUGGCCUCUGGACAUGGAGCCCUGGCCAGGGAACUCUGUGCGCCCCUAGCUUUUGAAGGUUUCUGGGCUUACGUGGCUCCUCUCUCACGCCAGGUGCCCUGAGUAGCCACAGAGGUGGGUCCCUUAGGCCCCUGUGGCUGGGGAGUCCAUUAAGAACUUGGAGUGGGGCUGGGCUCAGUAGCUAACACCUGGAAAUCCAGCACUUUGGGAGGCCAAGGCAGGAGGAUCGCUGGAGCCCAGGAGUCUGACCAGCCUGGGUAACAUGGUGAGACCUUGUGUGUAUUAGUCUGUCCUCAUGCUGCUAAUAAAGACGUACCCAAGACUGGGUAAUUUAUAAAGAAAAAGAGGUUUAAUGGACUCACAGUUCCACGAGGCUGGGGAUGCCUCACAGCCAUGGUGGAAGGCAGAGGAGGAGCACAGGCACGUCUUCUGAGAGUGUGCAGGGCACUGCACUUAAAAAGCAUCACAUCUCACAGGACUGUUCACUGUCAGGAGACCAGCACGGAAAAGCUGCCCCAUCAUUCACUUACCUCCUCCCGGGUCUUCCUGCUACAGGUGGGAUUAUGGGGGCUACAGUUCGAGCUGAGAUUGGGGCGGACACAGCCAGACCCCGUCACCAUGUCUACGAAAAACUGAAAAUUUAGCCGGUGUGGUGGGGUGUGCCUGUGGUCCCAGCUGCUCAGGAGGCUGAGGUGAAAGAAUUACAUGAGUCCAGGGGCCGAGGCUGCCGUGAGCCGUGAUUGUGCCACCGCACUGCAGCCUGAGCGACAGAGUGUGGCUUUGUCUCAACAACAACAAAAAAGAAAAUAAUAAAAGCCCUGCAAGUGGGCAGCAGCCAAACGUGGAGACACAUGAGGUCUCCCCUGGUGCCACUGAUUUUGUGGGGAGCCUCCAGCCAGGGGAGCAGCUGCUGGGGAGAGCUGGGGCCUCAGCAUCAUACAUGCCCACGCUCACUCUCACAUGUGUGGUCCCCUUCCCCACACUUACACAUAUCCACACUCACACAUGUGCUCCCUGCCCCAUGCUUACAUGUAUCCACCCUCACAUGUGUUCCCUGCCCCACGCU